Molecule: messenger RNA, 2916 nt
Organism: Lepus europaeus (European hare)
Lineage: Eukaryota; Metazoa; Chordata; Mammalia; Lagomorpha; Leporidae
Gene: INSIG1
Product: insulin induced gene 1
Exons: 6
Coding region: 131-970 (279 amino acids)
Biological process (GO): cellular response to insulin stimulus; cholesterol biosynthetic process; SREBP-SCAP complex retention in endoplasmic reticulum
Cellular component (GO): SREBP-SCAP-Insig complex; endoplasmic reticulum
Source: RefSeq, a predicted model, not a curated record
CUGUGGCCACACUCGGGGCCGUCCCGGGCCGCGACUCCUCCUCCUCCGUCCCCGCCCCGCCUCUGCUCGGUCAGCCCGCUGGCGGGCGCCCCUCGGCCAGGAAGCGCCUCUCGGACGCCGCUGGUGACUGAUGCCCAGACUGCACGACCACUUCUGGAGCUGCUCCUAUCCCCAGCGUGCGAGGCCCCAGAGCCCCCUCAGAGCCCGCGCCGCCGCAGGGCUGGCGGCCGGAGUGGGAGACAUGAUCAGCUCCGCCGCUGGGCCCGGUCCCUCCCUGCUGGUGGCCCACAGUGGCCCGGACACUGACCCCUCUCCCCGGGAUCGGAGCGCGGCGAGCAGUGGCCGCCGUGGCGGCAGCAGCCACACCAACAGCUGGCAUCAUCACUUGGUGCAGAGGAGCCUCGUGCUCUUCUUGGUGGGGGUCGUCCUAGCCCUGGUGCUCAACCUGCUACAGAUCCAGAGAAAUGUCACCCUCUUCCCCGAGGAGGUGAUUGCCACCAUCUUCUCCUCUGCCUGGUGGGUCCCUCCGUGUUGUGGGACAGCAGCUGCUGUUGUUGGCUUGCUGUACCCCUGUAUCGACAGUCACCUUGGAGAACCCCACAAGUUUAAGAGAGAGUGGGCCAGCGUCAUGCGUUGUAUAGCAGUUUUCGUUGGCAUUAACCACGCCAGUGCUAAAUUGGAUUUUGCCAAUAACGUUCAGCUGUCCUUGACUCUGGCAGCCCUGUCGUUGGGCCUUUGGUGGACAUUUGAUCGUUCGAGAAGUGGCCUUGGGCUCGGGAUCACCGUAGCCUUUCUAGCUACUCUGAUAACGCAGUUCCUCGUGUAUAAUGGUGUCUAUCAGUAUACAUCCCCAGACUUCCUCUAUAUCCGUUCUUGGCUCCCAUGUAUAUUUUUCUCAGGCGGUGUCACAGUGGGGAACAUAGGACGACAGUUAGCAAUGGGUGUUCCUGAAAAGCCACAUAGUGAUUGAGUCUUCAACCCCACUGAUUCUGAAGAAUGAGCAAGACUUGGGAUGGAAAUCUGUGAUGGUGGAUUCUGACAAAGAUGAUCUUUUUUCCUAAAUAGUCUGUUUAGAUUGGGCUGACUAUACAGUGACUUCUGGAAAAAAAUAUUCACCUGGUCCAGGAUAGUGAAGUGGAAAAAAUAACUACUUACCUGCCUUGAAGUCUUCCCUUGACCAACCGCACUCGUGCCUGUCUGCGUUCUGGAACAUUCCAUCCCAGGCUGUGUGUAGGAGUUCAGGCAGGGAGCAGUUUCCUGAGUAUUAGAUUUCAUCCAUGUUAUUAAAAACAAGUUGCCAUAUUUCAAAGCCUUGAACUAAAACUCAGUUACCAACUAUCAGUUUUGUAUCAGUGCCCAAAGGGAUAAGUUGAGGGUGCUUAACAAAGAUGAAGUAUGGUGUAAUAGGAAUCAUAUUUAUCCAAAAGAUUUUUUUAAAUAGGGUUGUGUUAAAAACAACAACAACACAGCGGCAGCAGGCGUAGGGAGAUUGCACUCUGGGUGGGUCUCGGCGUGGCAGAGCCACAGUCACACCUGUGCUUAAUGCUGCAGUGGCAAGCUCAUGUCCCACACGUGUGUACGUCACAGUGCGUGCGUGAACCAUGCUUUUCAUUCGAUCCAUGGAACUUUGUGGAGACAAUCUUACUGAGGGCAAACGGCAGUGGAAAGUCAUAAUUCCACACUGUGCUGUAUUGGGAUUUUCACCUGACUGUGUGAAGUUUUAUCCAAAAUCCGUGAUCAUCUGAGAGCAAAUACCUGUCAGCCAUGUGUUUCAGUCUUAGUGAGCCAACAUUGUUUCUUUGCUACUCCAAGAUAGAGAUGACUAUUUUUUUCCACAGCCCUAUGGAAUCUGCAAUCUGUGAUUGCCUUGUAAAAAGGAAAGUGCGUAUGUCACUGCAUUGAACAUGUGGUGUUUCUAAAUAGUCGAUGAUAUUGGUGAGCACAAUGUAUUCAUCUAAUGGCAUAGACCAUACUAGACCUAAUUUGCAAGUAUUGGGUCUUAAACUUCAAGUGCAAUGUAUAUGAAAACCAAUCUGAGCCUUGUAUUCUCUUAAAUAUUUAUUUUUUUGUAAUGUCUGAGAUGUUCAAGAGAAGGGUUCUCCAUUCAUUUCAGUACUGCAUGGAGGCAAAACUCAGCAAUAAUUUCUUUGAGUUGUAAAGAUACUUUUUGGUGACACCCUCCAAUGAACCCUUUGAAAUAACUCCAGUUUUGUGGGUUGAGUAAUUUUUACUUACAAAUUUACAUUUUUGUAUUUUGCAAUUUAAAUGUUUUUGGUUUGUUCUAAAUUCCGUGGAAGUGGCCAGCAGAAUAGAAAGUCAGACUAACUUGCCAGUGAGUGUUGAUGUACGUAUUUGCUUUCAUUUAUGUGAUGAACCUUGUUGGAGUUUUUAGUUUUUGAGGAAAAUAUCUUGGAGUGACUUUUAUGUUACGGAAGCUAAUUUAUUUUAGAGAACUUUUGUUUAAAAAAGAAAAUGGAUCAUCCUGAACUUUGGAACGAUCCCUUUUACAUUUUCUGAAAAUGAAAACAGAUGAUUAGUAAUGUGAAAACAAUUUUCAAUGAAGAUGUCAGCAUUUUUUUUGAAACACCACAAGUUAUUCGAUGAAAGCAGUAAGUGAAUCUUUAUGAUAUACUUGAUCGUGCACAAACAAUAAGUAUUUUUUUCUCUUAAACUGGAAGUAAAUCUAUGUUAGAAAUAAUGUAGCCAAAAAAUGUGAAUCUGAAGAAUUUUUUUGCCAAUAGUUUAUAGCAAAUACAUGAACCAAAGUGAUUUGAGUUUGUAAAAAUGUAAAAUAGUCUGAACAAUUUGCACUCUAUCAGAUUUGAACAUCUAGUGAGAUUCACAUUCAUCCUAAGUUUUCAACAUUGUGUUCUUUUUGCAUUCAUUUUUUACUUUUAUUAAAGGUUCAAAACCAAA